Molecule: messenger RNA, 231 nt
Organism: Rotaria sordida
Lineage: Eukaryota; Metazoa; Rotifera; Eurotatoria; Philodinida; Philodinidae
Source: the annotation of a GenBank genome assembly
AUGCCUGUGAAAGAAAUAUUCUAUAGUGAAACAUAUAAAGAUGAUAUGUAUGAAUAUCGACAUGUUAUUUUACCACCUGAACAAGCACAAUUAGUACCACGAACACAUUUAUUAACUGAAACUGAAUGGCGAAAUUUAGGAUUACAAAUGUCAGCUGGAUGGGUACAUUUUAUGUUACAUAAUCCAGAGCCACAUGUUUUACUUUUUCGUCGGCCAUUAAAAUCAACUUGA